CUCUUAGUGAACUGGUUGUUAUUAUAUGUACUGUAUUUAUGUUGGAUGAUAUUGAAGCCUUGUGACUGUAUUUUAUUUUCAGCAAUUCUUUAGAACUGUUAGAAAAUAUUAACAUGAAUGAUCAACAGGGAAACUCUCUGUGGGAAGAUGGACCCAGGGCCAAUUGCAGUGACACCUUACCAUAUGGACAUGAAUUUUUUAAUGAAAUACCUGUUGUAAUGAAAGUUAUAAUAGGAAUAUGUGGAGGACUGACUCUCAUUACCAUCAUCAUCUUUUUAGAUGAACUACGAUGUUUGAUAAAAUCUAAUAAACAUGAAAAUAUUUUACAUAAAUCUAUUUGGCUUCUAGGCCUUUAUCCAGUUUUCUCUUCGACAUCUUUAUUAGCCAUUGUUGUUCCUCGUUCAUCUUUAUUAGAUCAGCUUCUAGCAUCAGGGUAUCUUGCAGUGGUUCUUUACAUGUUUGUAAAUUUGAUGAUAUCAUAUUAUGGUGGAGAAGCUGCAUUUCUACAUAUAGUUACAGAUACUAAAAUAGCUCUACGUAGUCCACCAUUGGCUUGUUGUUGUUGCUGCUGUCCUAUGGUUCUUCUCAACAAAAAGACUUAUAGAAUCAUUUCUGCAAUAGUACUUCAGUGUGCAUUUGUUCGGCCACUGAUAAUGUAUUUAUCUGCUGUACUAUGGACAGAAGGCUUGUAUGUUGAAGGAAUGUUAACUAAAUCAACAGUUAAUACUAUUUUUGGCCUGACCAAUACAUUAUCUACAUUAUUAGCUAUGUAUGGUUUGAUACUUAUAUAUCGAGCAUCGAAGGACCAUCUUAAACAUUACCAUAUUGUGCCAAAAUUUAUUUGUUUUCAAUUAGUUUUAGUUGCGAGUAAUUUACAGAUCUUAGUAUUCAGUAUACUAUCAUCGAAUGAUGUCUUUCCAUGUGUAGGAACUCUCUCACCAAAAAUCAUAGGAAAUGUUACACAUCAUGGAUUGCUUAUUUUUGAGAUGUUUUUGUUGGCAUUGCUUGCCAGAUUUUUUUACAUGAAGACAUUACGGAAUGAUACGUCAUAUACUACAGAAAUUGUAGAUGCAAAUGGAAUAAACCAGGGAUAUAACUCCACCUCAAAUGUUGCAAAUACUACUACCAGAAGUAAUACCGAAAAUAUGUCGUCUGCAUAAAGACCAGGUUGCUCAAUGUUUUUACUACCUAGAAAUAAUUUACAAAUCAAACAUGUCGGCUAGUGUUGCAAACAUGCCUUGAAAUAACUGGUCGGACAUGGAAAAAGUCUGAUCGAAUUUCGCGACUUGUCGGGUGAAACUUCCAAACAGUCUGUCAUUUUGUCCGAGGAUAAAUUUAUCAGCAGAUUAUCGCCAUUUUCGGAAAAUGCUAUGUCACAACCAACAGUCGGAAAACGCACAUAAAAGUCUAUUAAUCCACAAUAUUACUUUUUUUAUCUGAAACAUUUCACAGUCUUGUCAAUCAACCACACGGGCUUGCUUCUAUGGCCAUGGCUGUAGUCUCAGAAUUUCAUUCCCAGACAUAAAGAUAAUGUUGGCGAGUGAGAGUAGCUCUAUAAUUUAAAAUCUAACUAUGCUAACCCAACGGAUACAGGGUUAUAAUCAGGAAAAAAAAAACUAUAGGAAGGCAAAUACUGACAGGGCAAUCAACUAUUUUUGAUAUCAUGGUUCAACUCCAUGACUGAAGGUUCAACAAUGUAUCGAAAACGGGCGUAAUAAAUUCAUCGUAGGUGCCGAAUACUAAAAUUUACCUAUUUUUGUCACAUAUAUUCAAGGGAAUCUUACGAGAUAAAACAUACAUUGUUGUGGAAUUUAUACGUUGUCAUGCUUCAGAGAUUUGAUAUUUUCUCAAUAAAUCUAAUGCCGAUACGCACUGAGCAGUCGUCAGUCGAAUGGUGUAAUUCGGUUGUAUGUAUUUCAGCAUAGAACCUUUUAUUACAAAUUUUGAUGAAACAUGUUCCUGCAUAUUUACAAAAUAGGCUUCCUGUUUAAAAUUUCUAACAAGUUCGUAAACUACAGUAAAAUAAUUAACCAUACCCCAGAAGUUCCGUAUUAUGUUAUUAUUCCCAUGUAGUAUUUACGGCGUAGUAAUAUCUGCAUGUUUUCACGGUAACAUGUACAAAGUUGUGUAUACGUAGCCACUACAGUUUAUAAAGGGAUUUAAUAUUUUAAGAUUUAACUCAAAGUCUUGAUCAUACUUUAUGUAAUCAUACAACAAAUAGUUAAAGGAGCUAAAUCGCUAAUAUUUUGAACCUAGAAAUGGACACAAAUCGGUCGCAACGCAUAUACCGGUAAUAAUGUAAUAUGAAUGUAUAUAAACUGAUUUACAUUCAAUCUUUUCUGUUUUUACUAUAAUUUCUAAUUAGUUAUGUUUGGCGAAAUAUGCCAUAGAAGUCUUAAUCGAAUGGCAAUCUCUAGCAUCUGGUUUUUCAGCACCGACAGUAUUUAUUGUCAUGCUCUUCAGAUAAGAAUAUGAGGUCACCAUUUGAUAUGACUUGUGGAAUAUGUCUAGCCUCGUUCUUUGUUACAAAGGACGCUGAAACGCAUUAUGGUACACGAUGCGUGUACCAAUGGUAAAAUGUUUAUUUUGUCUUAAAUAUUGGAUAUCAGAAGCCUAUCUUUACCCGGGUAAGAUCACAGCAUCAAUGUUGAUUUAAAUUGACAAAUAAUUUGUGUUUUCAAUGUCGAUGUCUUUGGAUGAUAUUGAGUUAGAGACUUAGCUACUUAAGUUCUCAGGAAGUGGUGUGUAUUUUAAAUCCGCAGCAAGCGUGACUCAAUUAUUCAUUCUUUAAAACAUCGUGUUCGUGUUUCAUUUCCGAGAUAAAAUAGCACCUGACCGAAAUGUAUCUACCCCAAGUAUCAUGACAUUCGAUGCAUUUUAAUGGGUAACAUUUCUAUAUCCGUGACAAAUCAAAACCAAUUUCGUCCAACAAACGAAAACUAAGUAAAACUGCCCUGACUCAAGUCACGUGGAUCGCAAAAGAUAUUAGUCAACAGAAUAGAUCUUGAUAGACUUUGUGCCGAAAAUGUAAAAUGUCAGGCAGAAUGUUCAUCCAGCCUGACAUGGUGUCAGACACACAUUUGAAAGUUAUUUCCAGGCUUGGUUGCAAAGAGAGCCAACGAGUUUUAGAGAAGGAUUUUUACACAAAAAUUUAUGUUAAGCAAGUAGGUUUUUGAUGUGUUUUACAGACAAACCCGAAAAUAACUAAAUAUUUUAAGAGCAAACCCAAAAUCUGCCUAUUGCAGUCUGUUUUUUGGCUUUAAAUGUUAUAUUUAUUUAAAUUUUUAUUAACAUGACAAGCCCAUAAUCAACUCUCUAGGCCGUUGGGUGGCUCUGAUUUUAAGUAGAUUAGAACACUGCAGCCAUUUACAAGUUUAACGAUAAAAUAGACAAUCGAGACUUAAUCUUGAUUGUCAAGUACUCCGUCUUCAUUAGCCCGGUCGGAGUGGGACGUUAAACCCCAUUUCAUUUCAUUUUGUCAAGUACUGUUGCUAUGAUAAUGAACAAUCUAUACAUUUUGUCAAAACUUCAAACACUCAUAACUUUGCACAAAAUAAAAUUAUUUUACUGAAAUUUCCAAAUAGUCUUUUUUCAUUAUCAAUUUUCUCCAAAUAUCUCGACAAUUAUACCACAAUAUUUAUAUAUAUAUAUACCAAGCCUUCAAUCAAUUUCGCACAUUUAUAGUCACUAAAUAAACGGUCAUGUAAUCAUUACAUUUUUUAAGUAAUGGUCAUGUAAUGGGUAAUGGAAGAUUUCAAAAGUAAUGAGUAAUGGAAAUGUAAUUAAUUACAUUCCAAAAAUCAUGUAAUGGUCAAUUACAUUUCAAUUACUUUUCAAUUACAUUUUAUGGCAUAUAUAAAUAUUUCCAAUAUGACAAGCCUCAAAUUUUAUAGCACCAAAGAAGUAAUUAAGUGUAUCUAACACAAAUCCAAUUCAUUAUAAUUCUAAAAAAAAAGAUUUUAAUCAGUUUUAAAAAAUUAUAAGAAAAAUAAGAAGGCAUUAAACAUUUUCUUUUAUUACUUUUUAUGAAGGAACCUUUUUUAGACAUGUAACCUAAGAAGUGGAUUUCUGAUAAGAUGUAUAUUAUAAUCAAAGAUUAGUACUAAUUUGCAGCCAAUCACUCAGUCAAUAAAUCAAUCAAUCAGUCAGUUAGAUUAAAAGACAAUAAAUAGUCAUACUGCACUUUAAUCUUAAUCUCAAGGUAACAAGUGACAAACCAAACAAUGACCUUCAAGUAUCUCAUCAUUUUAUGGUUACUUAAAACUAAUAUAUAUUUUGUUUUAGAGUCAAGCUGAAUAAUUUACCAGUUAUUAUACAAUAUAUUAUAGAAAAACUAUUUGGACUGAUUAAAUUUUUUUUAAAUAUUACUUAAAAGAAAAUACAGUUAAUUAACUAUAGGCUAGUUUUGAUUAAUUUUUCAAGUCAUACAGUGAAAAUGUCAGUUUUUGUCACCACUGCCCAUCACUAUAAAAUUUGCCUUGAUGUUAUAAUAAUUGCUAGAAAUAAUAAUUCAUAAACAAAUAUCUAUUAAGUAAAUCAAGGAUUAUUUUGAGUUUGAUUUUGUAGGUACUUCAUGGCAGAAAAAUAUGGUUGUCUUUUUAAUUUCUAUAAAAAAUGUUUUUUAUUUAUAUAGUCAUAAAGUAAUGGGUAAUGGUAAUUAAUUACUUUCAAUGUAAUGGGUAAUGGUAAUUAAUUACAUUGCUAAAAAUGAGAAAGUAAUUGUAAUGAUUACAUUUAAAAAGUAAUGGUAAUGUAAUUAAUUACAUUGGCAAUGUAAUGGCCCCAGCCCUGGUUGUACUUAAUAAGCUAUGACCAUUUAACCAUCUAUAAAUAAUACACUGAAAGAUGGUUACGAGUGUCGGCCAUAACAUCCGGGCACUUGUGAGUAAAAAUUAGGUCCCGUGCCCUUGUUUUGAAAUUAGUCUCGCUUAACCUGUCUACCGAUCAUUCUACGUCUGAUUGACAGGCCGGGAUAAUCAGGACUACUUUUUUACGAAACAUAACAGAAAGCUGGAACAAGAAAUUGAAUUUAGAAACAUGCACGUUAGGCAACUCAACAGCUGUUUUAAGAACCUUGUAAAAGUAAAAUGAAACUACUGCUAGUAUCAUGUUCUUGCCUAUUGAAAGUGUUUCAGAGAUAUUUUUUGUACUAAACCAAAAGAUGUCACUCCUAACGGUACAGUUAAUGAUAAAGCAAUUUAACAAAUAAAACAAACAUAUUUUCUAAAGCUGCUGUAAUAACCAAAAAGCUAAAUUCUACGAUUUUUUACGACUGUAAUAGUUGAUAGAUGUGUAGAGAAUUGCACAUGCAAUGGCUAUUUAUAGUAUCAUAGACUCUAGUGCUGAGUAUUAUCAUAGUGCGUGCUUAGCCAGAAAUCACUUCGAGACAAGCCACUGAAGCGUGCACAUUCGCCGUGUCUAGUCUAACUUUCUGUAGAGAAAAUUUUCAAUGCACGGGUCACCCUACUACUAUACUUCAUAGCAAGAAUGGCCAGCUCUUUAUCUAAUUCUUACAUAAUGCAUCUUAGUUAACUUUUUUGUUUUAUAAUCAAAUGUUAGCUACUGCAACACUAUUUUUGGGAUUCACAAAUUCAUUAAUGGGGCAUUAUGUAAGAUUAGAUAAAGAGCUGGCCAUUCUCGCGAUAAUAUUUCAAUGGUUGUAGUUUUGACAGCUUUUUAAUUCAAUCAUUAAAUAGCCGAACCAUUCUAAUCUACUUAAAAUCGGAGCCAUCUGAUGGCAUCGAGAGUUGAUUGUGGUUUUGUCAUGUUAAUAAAUGUCUAAUUAAUAAUUUAUAUAACAUUUAAGGCCUAAAAGAAACCUGCAAUAGGCAGAUAGCUAUUUACAGAAUACCCGUUAAACAGAUUAAACUACAGGUAGGCCUACAAUUAAUAGUAUGCCAUUUAUAAAUAUUGACACCAAGUGAAAUUAUGUUAUGUUUAUUCAAACUGUUAUAUGAACCCUACAUAAUAAUACCGGGUAGCUAUCUCAAAUGGUUAAUAUUGUGUUAAAUUAUGGAUUCAAGUUCAAAUUAGUAUUUAUAAUAUAAACUUGAAAUGUUAUAUUCUGUAGAUGCACCAAAUUGUAUUGGCUGUAGAUAUCAUGUAAUUAUUUGUUAUAAAUUGUAUAUUUUGGUUGUAUUUUAUAAGUCCUCUUUGUUUACUGCUAUUUUGUAUUUAUUAUUAUGCAAAUCUUUUUUAGAUAAUUUUCAUAUGUUGGUUGUAUUUUAUAAGACAUUUUUAUACACUGUUUGAAUGGCAUUUAGUAAUUGAACACAUUAAAAUAAACACAACAGUUCUAUGGAUAACAAUUACUAUAUUUCUAUAAAGCUACGUUUCAACAAUGAUUCUCUUGUUGUUAUCAAGCACAAUACUAAUACAGACAGAAGGAACCCUAAUUGUUAUCCAUAGAACUGUUGUGUUUAUUUUAGCAUUUUUAUACCCUGUCUGGGUGUGUGUGUGUAGCCUACAGGCCACAAUUCUUAAGUGAUCAUCUUGAAACUUUACAUACUUAUUCCUUAUACCCUAAGGAUGAUCCCUAUUGUUUUUGGUGCAUGCCCGACCCCUAGGGGCAGAGCCACACCGAUUUCUUGUAUGUGUUUGUUUGUCGUCUACAGUCCGCAUUUCUUAAGAUAUCAUCUUAAAACUUUGCAUACUUAUUCUUUGUACCCUAAGGACCAUCCCUAUCACAUGGGGUGCAUGCUCAACCCCCAGGAGCAGAGCCAAGCCCAUAUAUAUUUUGGUGUGUCUGUGUGUCGCCUACAGGCCACAAUUCUUAAUAAUGGAAUUUGGUAUACUUAUUCCUUAUACCCUAAGGACGGCAACUAUUGAUGUUGGUGCACGACCCCUUCCUACACCCAUUUUUUGUUGAUAUUUUGUCUGUAAAUGAUAUACAGGUUGCAGUUAUUAACAGAUUUGGAUACAAUUCGGAAUGAUCCAGCAUAUGGUUGUACCUAUAUAUAUUGGUCCAUGUCCAACCCCCAGGGACAGAGCCACGCCCAAUUUUUGUAUUUAUUGUCUACAGGCUGCAAUUCUGAAUGGAUCAUCUUGGAACUUUGCAUAUUUAUUCCUUAUACCGAGAAGAUAGCAACUAUUUAUUUUGGUGCAUUACCCGACCCCCCGGGGCGGUGUCACACCCAUUUUUUUGUUAAUGGGGUUUAACGUCCACUCGACACAAACUAGGCCAUUUUGGGACUAACAUAUGGUUUAAUUUUAUUUCAAUAAUUCGCUUGCACGUAGGGGUCUUUAUCAGGGGGAGGAAACCGGAGGACCCGGAGAAAACCCAUGAGGUUGGACAGGCGACCCUACUCCUUGUCAUGUACAACCGGGGAUUCGAAACCACAUUUUUUUGUUAAUAUUUUGUCUGUAAAUUUGGCAAAACAAACCCAACCCCUAGCCUUCUUUGCCUCUUGUCAUAUUACAGUCAUUUCAUAUUUCAUUCUCUUCAUUUUAACAAGCCAACAGUGAGGCUGAUGUCCCCCGCCGAAAUAGGAAAAUAAUUAGAGGACACAUAUAAAUUUAUCACAAAUUAUCUUUUACAAAGUAUUGAACAAUCAAACAGUAUAUCUUUACUUAUAGUCUAACAAUCAAAGUAGGAGAGUUAUUGUUUUCCAAAGUCUCGACCAAUCAAAUUGCGUAUCGCUCUGCUUACCCUGAGCAGAAAAUGCUCAUUAUCAAACUUAGUCAAGGUAUUACUGUAAUGAAACUAUACACCAAGUUUCAUCAAUCUCACUUAAUUAGAACUAAAGUUAUCGUGUCCCAAAGCAUCAACCAAUCAAAUUGCUUAUCUCUGCUUACCCUAAGCGGAAAAUGCUCAUCUUCGAACUCCAUCAAGGCAUUGACCUAAUCAACACAUACACCAAGUUUGAACAUUCUAGCUCAAUUAGGAAGAGAGUUAUCGUGCCCCAAAGUAUCAACCAAUCAAAUUGCUUAUCUCUGCUUACCCUAAGCGGAAAAUGCUCAUCUUCGAACUCCAUCAAGGCAUUGACCUAAUAAACACAUACACCAAGUUUGAACAUUCUAGCUCAAUUAAAAGUUAUCGUGUCCCAAAGCAUCAACCAAUCAAAUUGCUUAUCUCUGCUUACCCUAAGCGGAAAAUGCUCAUUUUCGAACUCCAUCAAGGCAUUGACCUAAUCAACACAUACACCAAGUUUGAACAUUCUAGCCCAAUUAGGAAGAGAGUUAUCGUGUCCCAAAGCAUCAACCAAUCAAAUUGCUUAUCUCUGCUUACCCUAAGCGGAAAAUGCUCAUCUUCGAACUCCAUCAAGGCAUUGACCUAAUAAACACAUACACCAAGUUUGAACAUUCUAGCUCAAUUAGGAAGAGAGUUAUUGUGUCCCAAAAAGUGUGACGGACGGACAGACAGACGGACAGACAGACAGACGGACGAACCCAUUUUAAUAGUCCCCUGCUUUCUUCGAAAGGCGGGGGACAAAAAGUACCAUAUCAAUCAAAGCAGGAAUGUGGAUGUAUAUUGCAGUGUUAGCGAUGCUCUUGUUCUUUACUGUUAUUAAAUGAAUCUCUAUAAAUGAAUGACUUUUCAGUAAUUUAUUUUAGAUGUACAAGUAUUGUUAUUUAGUAUAUUGUUUUGUAAUGCGGUCCUACUUCCUUUCACAUUUGUCCUACACACAAAGACUAAAACCUUUUCAAUUUGAUUAAAUGGAAGCAAAAUAAUAACAUCUCAAAAUUUU
Patella vulgata (common limpet) is the source of this 8687-nucleotide messenger RNA. Its product is annotated as organic solute transporter subunit alpha. Gene Ontology annotation, biological process: transport. The transcript is spliced from 8 exons. Bases 114 to 1160 code for a protein of 348 amino acids. Gene Ontology annotation, molecular function: transporter activity. The record is from RefSeq and is a predicted model, not a curated record. NCBI's taxonomy places the organism in Eukaryota, Metazoa, Mollusca, Gastropoda, Patellidae.